AUGAUGGUUAAGGAGAGUGUUAGGAAGAGAUUAGAAUCUGAACAAGGAAUGAGUUAUACUGAGUUUACUUAUCAGUUAUUGCAGGGUUAUGAUUUCUUGUAUUUGUUUCAAAAUGAGGGUGUUAAUGUUCAAAUUGGGGGUAGUGAUCAAAGGGGCAAUAUAACUGCUGGAACUGAGUUGAUUAGGAAGAUAUUGCAGGUAGAAGGUGCUACUGCUACCUAUGGUUUGACAUUUCCACUUUUGUUGAAAAGUGAUGGUACGAAAUUCGGUAAAUCUGAGGACGGUGCAAUUUGGUUGUCUCCAUCUUUGUUGUCUCCAUACAAGUUUUAUCAGUAUUUUUUAUCUGUGCCAGAUGCUGAUGUUAUUAGGUUUUUGAAAAUCCUUACCUUUUUGGAUAUUGAUGAGAUAGUUAAGUUGGAGGAAGAGACGAAGAAACCUGGAUAUGUGCCUAAUACUGCUCAGCGGAGACUUGCCGAAGAAGUUACCCGAUUUGUUCAUGGUGAAGAUGGUUUGAGAGAAGCUCUUAGAGCAACUGAAGCAUUGAAGCCGGGAUCUGAGAUAAAGUUGGAUUGGAAAACUAUUGAGGGGAUUGCGGAGGAUGUUCUGUCUUGUUCUUUAACUUAUGAUGAGGUUUUGAAUCAGUCUUUGGUUGAUCUUUCGGUAUCUUCGGGUUUGUUCGACAGUAAAUCUGCUGUGCGCCGGUUGUUAAAGCAAAGAGGUCUGUACUUGAAUAAUAGCAUAGUAGAUAGUGAAAAUAAGAGGAUUGAGGCAGCUGAUAUAGUGGACGGUAAAGUUCUCAUUUUAUCUGCAGGAAAAAAGAAUAAGGUACUGGUACGAAUAGCAUGA
Messenger RNA from Lathyrus sativus (Indian pea), 846 nucleotides. Lineage: Eukaryota; Viridiplantae; Streptophyta; Magnoliopsida; Fabales; Fabaceae. The record is from the annotation of a GenBank genome assembly.